Verruconis gallopava is the source of this 1293-nucleotide messenger RNA. RefSeq lists its product as uncharacterized. The transcript has 2 exons. The coding region runs from base 1 to 1293 and encodes 430 amino acids. The record is from RefSeq and is a predicted model, not a curated record. NCBI's taxonomy places the organism in Eukaryota, Fungi, Ascomycota, Dothideomycetes, Venturiales, Sympoventuriaceae.
AUGGUGGCUGAAGGCGCAACAUCUUCACCAGAAAAGCGAAAACGUCGCCAAUUCUGGUCCUCGAGGCACCUUUCUGGUCUGAGAAGGUCGAGAUCCAGUCCUGUGGUCUUUAGAGCUCAGAUGGAGGCGAGCCCCCGGACGACAUUGGAACCGACGGCGGAGGAAGAUCGCAAGGAAGAAGAGCAUGGUGACGUAGUUGAAUAUAGUGGUGUUGCAAAGGAUGGGUUCAACGCCGCCGGCUGGACAGACAAUGACGCUGCGAGCACUCACACCGCGUUCCGCGAUGAGUUGCCCAAGUCCGAAUGCGACGGCGAAUGGGCGCAGAACCUCUUCUAUGCGUACGCACGACGGACCGACGACCCACGGUUCUCGCGCUUCCUGCUCACGUUCGCCUCCGCGCGCGUCUGUGCGGAGUGGUGGUCUCUGAUCCAGCGGCACUUUGGCGGGCCCGCUGCCAACACGCGGGAGGGCCCUCAGUUCUUCUCCUUCACGGGGGACGACAUCCCCGGCCGCGCGUGGAAGCACCAAGCAUUCGCGCACCUGAGAACGCAGUGGAUGUACAGCCAGAUCGGAGACGCCGUCGGUGCCAUGGGAAAGGGUCAAGAGAUCAUACCGCUGCAGGACGAGAGAGGGUUCCUCGUUCAGCCUGCCAACUCGAACGUGAGGGCCGCGACGCCGGAUCAGGAAAGAGCACCGAGCAGGGCGGGCAGCUUCGCGGAGAGUCUGGGUCCCCGCGAAAAGGAGGUCAUGGCCAGACAGUUGAGGAGGACGAGCAAGCGGGACAGCGGCAUCUUGUUGCCCUCCUCACCGCUCGCUGGCCCGAGCCACGAGAGGAGUCAAUCCGCACCGGCGAUGUCGCCGGACGCAGGCGGGAACGAGAAGGCUCUGGAUUUCGAACGCUUGGAGCAGAACCUGGCGAAGAUCGAGAAGCUGAUGGAUGCGAAUGCGUUGCAGCUCCGGAGCCUGGAGCACGUCCAGGCUGCGAAUCUGGAGCGUUUGACGGCGGCGCUCGUGUCCAACGCGGAGAUGGUGCGCGAUCUCGCACUGGGCCAGCAGAGGCUUGGCGUGGCGUGUGAGGACCUGAGGAAAGCGAUGCGAGAGCGUGAGGAGCGAAGUGAAAGGAUGAGCGUUCGAAGCAUGGCCAGCCUUGGAAGCGUUGGGAGCACGGCCGCCUGCGGUCAUGCUGUCAAGAGGGGCCCCAGAAAGCUAGGCAAAGCCGUUGUUGGAUACAUUUACGCUGAUGAGCCUGAUGGGCCUGGAACAAAGUCCUUCACUUCGACACGAGAGCAAUAG